GGCCCAGACAGGCAGGGGGUUGGCCCAAGUCCACGUGGACAUGAGCCCACUGGGAGGGCGUUGGUGGGCUUCCCUGCUCUGGCAGCCGGCUGGUGAAGGCUGGAAGGAGAUGGUCCCAGGGGGGAUGGAGGCCCCUCGGGCAGGCUUGGGCCCCUUGAGCUCAGGUGGCCUGAGCCCUGUGGCCAUGAUGGCUGUGUGCAGGUCACGCAGGGUCACUGGCCUCUCACCUACCUCCCCGCUGCCCUGGCCAUGUGGGUAGCCCACACUGGCUGUGGCCCAGAGCUGGCAGUGAGGUGGCCGCGUGGUGGAGAUGCAGCUCUUCCCCCAGAGAUACCCCCAUUUCCGGGUGUUCCAGCCUCCCUGGCCACCCCCGGCCCCAUCUGGGUCUUCUGAGAGACAGAUUGGGCCGGCUCUCUCCCUCCCACCAUUGGCAGAGCUCCUGGGCUCCACCAAGAAGAUCAAUGUCAACUUCCAGGACCCAGAUGGCUUCUCUGCGCUGCACCACGCAGCCCUGAAUGGCAACACGGAGUUGAUCACGCUGCUGCUGGAAGCCCAGGCCGCCGUGGACAUCAAGGACAACAAAGGCAUGCGGCCCUUGCACUAUGCGGCCUGGCAGGGCCGGAAGGAGCCCAUGAAGCUGGUGCUGAAGGCCGGCUCAGCUGUGAACAUCCCGUCUGACGAGGGCCACAUUCCCCUGCACCUGGCGGCCCAGCACGGUCACUAUGAUGUGUCAGAGAUGCUGCUGCAGCACCAGUCCAACCCCUGCAUGGUGGACAACUCGGGGAAGACGCCCUUAGACCUGGCCUGUGAGUUCGGCCGUGUUGGGGUAAGUCUCCCUGCAGAGCCAAGUGGGGCUCAGUCUGCCCGUCCCCCUCACCUGGGGUUGGGGUGGCCCAGGCCAGGGCCCCCCUACCCUGCCCCCUCCUUCAAGGUAGUCCAGCUGCUUCUAAGCAGCAACAUGUGUGCGGCGUUGCUGGAGCCCCGGCCGGGGGACGCCACUGACCCCAACGGCACCAGUCCCCUGCACCUGGCAGCCAAGAAUGGCCACAUCGACAUCAUCAGGCUCCUCCUCCAAGCCGGCAUCGACAUUAACCGCCAGACCAAGUCGGGCACCGCCCUGCACGAGGCCGCGCUCUGCGGGAAGACAGAGGUGGUCCGGCUGCUGCUGGACAGCGGGAUCAACGCCCACGUGAGGAACACCUACAGCCAGACGGCCCUGGACAUCGUGCACCAGUUCACCACGUCCCAGGCCAGCAAGGAGAUCAAGCAGCUGUUGCGAGAGGCCUCGGCAGCCCUGCAGGUCCGGGCGACCAAGGAUUACUGCAACAAUUACGACCUGACCAGCCUCAACGUGAAGGCCGGCGACAUCAUCACAGUUCUGGAGCAGCAUCCGGAUGGCCGGUGGAAGGGCUGUAUCCAUGACAACCGGACGGGCAAUGACCGAGUGGGCUACUUCCCGUCCUCACUGGGCGAGGCCAUUGUCAAGCGAGCAGGUUCUCGAGCAGGCACCGAACCAAGCCCACCCCAGGGAGGCGGCUCUUUGGGGCCCUCUGUGCCCCCAGAGGAGAUCUGGGUGCUGAGGAAGCCUUUUGCAGGUGGGGACCGAAGUGGCAGUGUGAGCAGCGUGGCCAGUGGCCGAGGCAGCGGGGGCCACACCCUGCAUGCAGGCUCCGAGGGAGUCAAGCUCCUGGCAACGGUGCUUUCCCAGAAGUCCGUGUCCGAGUCCAGCCCCGGGGACAGCCCGGCCAAGCCUCCAGAGGGUUCCGCAGGUACGGCCCGGUCCCAGCCCCCAGUGGCCCACCCCGGGCAAGUCCAUGGAGAUCAGCCACCGAAGAAGCUGGAGCCGGCGUCAGAGGGCAAGAGUGCCGAGGCCGUCAGCCAGUGGCUUGCCACGUUCCAGCUACAGCUGUACACUCCCAACUUCGUCAGUGCUGGCUACGACCUGCCCACCAUCAGCCGCAUGACCCCCGAGGACCUCACGGCCAUCGGUGUCACCAAGCCAGGCCACCGGAAGAAGAUCACAGCAGAGAUCAGUGGCCUGAGUGUGCCCGACUGGCUGCCUGAGCACAAGCCCGCUAACCUGGCUGUGUGGCUGUCCAUGAUCGGCCUGGCCCAGUACUACAAAGUGCUGGUGGAAAAUGGCUACGAGAACAUCGACUUCAUCACCGACAUCACCUGGGAGGACCUGCAGGAGAUCGGCAUCACCAAGCUGGGACACCAGAAGAAGCUGAUGCUGGCAGUGCGGAAACUGGCGGAGCUGCAGAAGGCAGAAUACGCCAAGUAUGAGGGGGGACCCCUGCGUCGGAAGGCACCCCAGUCACUGGAAGUGAUGGCCAUUGAGUCACCACCCCUGCCUGAGCCUGCGCCAGCUGAAUGCCAGUCCCCUAAGAUGACCACCUUCCAGGACAGUGAGCUUAGCGGCGAGCUGCAGGCUGCCUUGACUGGCCCGGCCGAGGGGGCCACUGCUGCUGCUGCCGAAAAACCUCCCAACCACCUGCCACCCACCCCAAGGGCCACUGUGCGGCAGGAGCCCAGCCUGGGUGGGCGGGCACGGCACAUGAGCAGCUCCCAGGAGCUGCUAGGUGACGGGCCCCCUGGGCCAGGCAGCCCCAUGUCUCGAAGCCAGGAGUACCUGCUGGAUGAGGGGCCAGCCCCCGGCACCCCCGCCAAGGAGGUCCGGGCUGGCCGCCAUGGUCACAGUGUCAAGAGGGCCAGUGUGCCCCCAGUGCCUGGCAAGCCACGGCAGGUACUCCUGCCCGGUGCCAGCCACUUUACACCCCCACAGACACCCACCAAAGCCCGGCCAGGCUCCCCCCAGGCCCUUGGGGGACCUCAUGGUCCAGCCCCAGCCACGGCCAAGGUGAAGCCCACCCCACAGCUGCUACCACCCACGGAGCGACCCAUGUCACCUCGCUCCCUUCCACAGUCACCCACGCACCGUGGCUUUGCCUACGUGCUGCCCCAGCCUGUGGAGGGUGAGGCCGGGCCAGCUGCCCCAGGGCCUGCACCCCCGCCUGUGCCAGCAGCUGUGCCAACGCUAUGCCUGCCCCCUGAGGCUGACACCGAGCCAGGGCGGCCCAAGAAGCGCGCCCACAGCCUGAACCGCUACGCAGCGUCUGACAGCGAGCCUGAGCGGGACGAGCUGCUGGUGCCUGCCGCUGCAGGGCCCUACGCCACGGUCCAGCGGCGUGUGGGCCGCAGCCACUCGGUGAGGGCACCUGCUGGCACCGACAAGAAUGUCAACCGCAGCCAGUCGUUCGCUGUGCGGCCCCGCAAGAAGGGGCCCCCACCGCCCCCACCCAAGCGCUCCAGUUCAGCUAUGGCCAGUGCCAACCUGGCUGAUGAGCAGGUGCCGGACGCCGAGGCCGAAGACGGCCUGCUGGGGGUCCGGGCACAGCGCCGGCGGGCUAGCGACCUAGCUGGCAGCGUGGACACGGGCAGUGCCGGCAGUGUGAAGAGCAUCGCAGCCAUGCUUGAGCUGUCCUCCAUUGGGGGUGGGGGCCGGGCUGCCCGAAGGCCUCCCGAGGGCCACCCCACGCCUCGGCCUGCCAGUCCAGAGCCGGGCCGGGUGGCCACGGUACUGGCCUCCGUGAAGCACAAAGAGGCCAUUGGGCCUGAUGGGGAGGUGGUGAACCGGCGCCGCACGCUCAGCGGGCCAGUCACUGGACUUCUGGCCACUGCCCGUCGGGUGCCCGGGGAGUCGGCAGAUCAAGGCCACUUUGUGGAGGACGGUGCUGGCCGGCAGCGGCCUCGAGGUCCAGUCAAGGGUGAGGCAAAUGUCGAGGGCCCACCCCUGGCCAGGGUGGAGGCCAGUGCCACGCUCAAGAGGCGCAUCCGGGCCAAGCAGAGCCAGCAGGAGAACGUCAAGUUCAUCCUGACCGAGUCUGACACAGUCAAACGCAGGCCCAAGGCCAAGGAGCGGGAGGCCGGGCCUGAGCCACCUCCGCCCCUGUCUGUGUACCAGAAUGGCACGGGCACUGCACGCCGCCUGCCGGCCUCGGAGCAGGCUGGGCCCCCGGAGCUGCCCCCGCCACCCCCACCUGCAGAGCCGCCGCCCACGGACCUGGUGCACCUGCCUCCACUGCCCCCACCGGAGAGUGAUGCCCGGAAGCCGGCCAAGCCGCCUGUGUCUCCCAAGCCUAUCCUGGCUCAGCCCGUACCCAAGAUCCAGGGCUCGCCCACACCCACCUCCAAGAAGGUGCCGCUGCCAGGCCCUGGCAGCCCAGAGGUGAAGCGCGCCCACGGCACGCCGCCGCCCGUGUCUCCCAAGCCGCCGCCACCGCCCACGGCGCCCAAGCCGGCCAAGGUAGCGGCAGGGCUGCCGGCAGGCAGCGCCAGCCCGUCGCCCGCGCCCUCGCCGGCGCGCCAGCCGCCCGCCGCCGCCAAGCCUGCCGGCACGCCGCCCUCGCUGAGCGCCAGCCCCGCCAAGCCCCCGUCCCCCGAGAUCGGAAGAGCGCACGUCCCCGCCAAGCCCCCGCGCGCCGCCGCCGCCGCCGCUUCCGGGGCCCCCGCCGCGCCUGACGGCGCCUCGCCCGGGGACAGCGCCCGGCAGAAGCUGGAGGAGACGAGCGCGUGCCUGGCCGCGGCGCUGCAGGCGGUGGAGGAGAAGAUCCGGCAGGAGGACGGGCAGGGCCCGCGCCCCUCGGCCGCGGAGAAGAGCACGGGCAGCAUCCUGGACGACAUCGGCAGCAUGUUCGACGACCUGGCCGACCAGCUGGACGCCAUGCUGGAGUGACGCGGCCACGUCGGGCCGCCCGCGCCGCCAGGGCUGCGGCCCCGCACACUGACCUUUACCUCAGGACGGGCACGUCUGGGCGCGGGCGGGC
Molecule: messenger RNA, 4826 nt
Organism: Microcebus murinus (gray mouse lemur)
Lineage: Eukaryota; Metazoa; Chordata; Mammalia; Primates; Cheirogaleidae
Source: RefSeq, a predicted model, not a curated record